UUUGACUGAAACAGCUGAUUGUAAUGACAUAAUUUUCGAGACUACUCAACAAGGGUUAAUCAAUCAUCCAAAACAAAACUUUAUCUCUGACAAAACCCUAUUUUUUUGUACUUUAUUUCAUUUAAUUUACAUUUGCGCGCCAUAACUUAUAUGUAUAUAGUCAAAUAAUAAACUCCACAAAAUACAUUUUCAUAAUAAUAAUGUCUGAAGGCGAUCUUAUUCCACCGCUAAGCGAUUUGGAGCACAAUGAGGAUUUUGAAGACCCGGCUGACGAGGAGGAACUGAUAACAGCUCAGAAGGUCUUGGAAAUUGUUGAAACGGCUUGGCAAAAUGAAUUAUGUGCACCAGAAGUUCUUCAACAUCAAACCGACAUGUUGGAGCUGAUGCUGGGACAGGUGGCACAUAUGGAGGAGAAUAUGAAGGAUUUAGAUAAAAAUGACUUUCGAUUUAUCGUACAUCAAAUGGAGUUGGAACGUAUACGAUAUGUGAUGGCUAGUUAUUUACGCUGUCGCUUACAAAAAAUAGAAACCUACACUAGACAUAUUCUUAACGAAGAGGAAGCUAGAGAAGUUGCUGAAAAGCGACUUUCACCGGAAGAGUUCAAGUAUGCGCAAGAGUUUGCUGAUAACGUUGAACAGUACUUUCAGCAAGUGGCGCUGCAGUACAUGCCUAAUAUGCAGCGUGCGGAAGCUGAACAACGCAUAGUGCGACCGAAUCUAAUGAGUCACGUAUUCAUUAAAGCUAAUAUGGAUGUUCCGUCUGUUGUCGUUGGCGUUGAUGACGAGGAGGUAGAUUUGACUGCUGGUUCGCAACACAUAAUACCUUAUCAAUUAGUGUCCGAUUUAAUAUACAAAAAUCAAGCGCAGCUAAUAUAAUAUUCCUAUAAUAGUUUAGGUAUAAUGAUAUUAAUAUACACAUUUUAUUAUUUUUUUAAUACGUAUGUAUGUAUAUAUAACAUUGGAGUUUUAGACAUA
Bactrocera oleae (olive fruit fly) is the source of this 974-nucleotide messenger RNA. It is a transcript of the gene Sld5, whose product is annotated as DNA replication complex GINS protein Sld5. Gene Ontology annotation, cellular component: GINS complex. The record is from RefSeq and is a predicted model, not a curated record. NCBI's taxonomy places the organism in Eukaryota, Metazoa, Arthropoda, Insecta, Diptera, Tephritidae. Gene Ontology annotation, biological process: DNA-templated DNA replication; double-strand break repair via break-induced replication.